Messenger RNA from Talaromyces proteolyticus, 909 nucleotides. Its product is annotated as putative GATA transcription factor. The record is from RefSeq and is a predicted model, not a curated record. Gene Ontology annotation, biological process: negative regulation of transcription by RNA polymerase II; positive regulation of transcription by RNA polymerase II. The coding region runs from base 1 to 909 and encodes 302 amino acids. Gene Ontology annotation, molecular function: DNA-binding transcription factor activity, RNA polymerase II-specific; RNA polymerase II cis-regulatory region sequence-specific DNA binding; zinc ion binding. The transcript is spliced from 2 exons. Lineage: Eukaryota; Fungi; Ascomycota; Eurotiomycetes; Eurotiales; Trichocomaceae.
AUGGCAUCGACGUUAACUGACCAAAAACGCCCUCAAUUGCAGCCCGUCUGCCAGAAUUGCGGGACCUCCACCACUCCUUUAUGGCGUAGGGAUGAACUCGGCUCCGUCCUCUGCAAUGCAUGCGGUCUUUUCCUUAAGCUUCACGGUCGUCCACGACCGAUCAGUCUCAAGACUGAUGUUAUUAAGAGUCGCAACCGGGUCAAAACUGCUGGACAGGGCCCGAAGCGCAAGUCUGGCGCAGGACUAGACGCAAAUGGCUUGUCAGCGUCGAGAUCAGAGGCCGGAACGCCUCCCCUUGGGUCACACGGAUACCGUCGCGCCUCUCGCAAGAUGUCUCCCGGCCAUUCUGAUCGCUCAAAUUCGCCAAUAUCUCGGACAAACACACCUGGAAUCACAUCGUUGCACCAGCAUAACUCGAAUAUUGCACCUCAGCACAUGUUCGACAGUGUUACUAUUGGCGAUCAUAGCUUCAAUCCUGCCAACACUCUUCCGGCAUUGCAGCUUCGUCAACCGUCUCCAGGCUCUACAUCAUCCGUAGUAGAUCGACAUCUCGAAGCUCCUCAGACCUAUGAGGCCUUGCUAGCUUCCAACACAUCUUUGAAAACUCGUGUUAACGAGCUUGAGUUGAUCAAUGGGCUCUUCCGUGGACGCGUCGCCGAGCUGGAGCAGAGCGAUGCGACUGCCCGUCGCUCUGAAAUGAUUGUACGUGACUCAGAGGCACGACUUCGCCGAUCUUUAGACGAAGCCCAACGCCGCGAAGAAGAACUCAAACGUCGUGUCAGCGAACUUGAACUGCAAGUAGAACGUUCUGGGAACGGCUCUGGUGAACCUGCAUCGAAAAAGAUUCGCCUAUCAGACGUGGUUGAUUACGAAGCAGGGAACUCUUCAAAGUCCCCUAGCACGUCGUGA